GCCAAAGAGCUCGCAUUUCCCUGGCGCGAGCGGUAUACAAGCGUGCAGAUAUCUACCUCAUGGACGACCCUCUAUCUGCCGUGGACGCACACGUUGCAAGACAUCUUUUCGAGUCUUGUAUAGUCGGUUACCUGCGCAAUACUACGCGCAUUCUCGUCACGCAUCAGCUGCAGUUUCUUAGGGACGUUGAUCAGAUCAUCAUAUUGAAGAACGGCGCAAUAGCGGCGGCAGGAGACUUCGAGCGGUUAAGCGCGUCGGGGUUGGACAUCGCGACCAUGAUAGCUCGUGAAGAGACGGAGGAAGAGAAACCUCCAGCUGACGCUGGAGUUCCUGUUGAACCAUCUGCAGAAGAAACAUCAUUGCAUUCCAGUUUCAGGAAGAGACAGUUGAGCAUACAUUCGGUGAGUUCCGUUGACAACUUAUCGGCGACUGCUCCUCCCGAAGGCGGGCGUGAAGAAGCGGAGAUGCGCUCCAAAGGUUCCGUGUCAGGCAUGGUGUACGCCGCAUACUUGCGCGCCAGCGGUAACGCCUGUGUCGUCGCUAUGAUGUUUAUGGUCGCGGCCAUCGCCCAACUUUGCGGUUCUGUGUCAGAUUGGUGGACUGGAUACUGGGUGAACCUGGAACAAGAUUUCGUAAAAGACGAAGUCGUGCGGUUACUAGGCAACCAGACACCAAUCGUUAGAGUCGGCGUAGAAACAUUGCGUGUCAACGAAACCAUUCUCACCUUCCCUAACGACGCACAAUACAAUGAUACAUUCCUUACGAGAUAUAUGUGCAUCUACAUUUACACUGGCAUGGUAAUAGGGCUAGUAGCAGUAUCUUUGUCCCGCUCCUUCAUGUUCUUCUCAAUGGCGAUGCGCGCAUCAACGCGUCUGCACAACACCAUGUUCGCGGCAAUCACGCGCGCGCCAAUGCGCUUCUUCCACGUCAACCCUUCUGGACGCAUCUUGAAUAGAUUCUCCAAGGAUAUGGGAGCCGUUGACGAGGUCUUGCCUAUGGCUAUGCUAGAUGUUUUACAG
This is a messenger RNA of Hyposmocoma kahamanoa, 1019 nucleotides long. Its product is annotated as probable multidrug resistance-associated protein lethal(2)03659. NCBI's taxonomy places the organism in Eukaryota, Metazoa, Arthropoda, Insecta, Lepidoptera, Cosmopterigidae. Gene Ontology annotation, biological process: transmembrane transport. Gene Ontology annotation, cellular component: membrane. Gene Ontology annotation, molecular function: ABC-type transporter activity; ATP binding. The annotation marks the transcript as partial. The record is from RefSeq and is a predicted model, not a curated record. The transcript is spliced from 5 exons.